Miscanthus lutarioriparius is the source of this 876-nucleotide messenger RNA. Lineage: Eukaryota; Viridiplantae; Streptophyta; Magnoliopsida; Poales; Poaceae. The record is from the annotation of a GenBank genome assembly.
AUGGCGAUGGGUGACGCGAAGCCGUCGGUGCUAAUCCCGAUGCCCAGCCGCGACCGCGACCGCGACCGCGACCGUGACCGGGACCGGGACCUGCUCGUGCCGACCGCCGCCGUCGCCACCCAUGCGUCCCCGUCCGCCCGCACCGUCACCGGCUCCGACGACGACGAGAGCAAGCCCUCCUCUGCCUCCGCCGCCGCCGCCGCCGCGCAGACCGGCCGCGAGGCAUUCCAUAAGGUUGUGCAUAGCUGGGCGUCAAAGAAGUUCAUGACCGGAUGUGUCAUCCUCUUCCCAAUUGCAGUUACAUUCUAUGUGACAUGGUGGUUCUUUCGCUUUGUGGAUGGUUUUUUCUCCCCAAUAUAUGCUCACUUGGGAAUCAAAAUAUUUGGACUUGGCUUUGUAACAUCGAUAUCUUUCAUUUUUGUGGUUGGUGUAUUCAUGUCAUCUUGGCUGGGGGCAUCUAUCCUUGGUCUCGGAGAGUGGUUCAUAAAACGAAUGCCAUUUGUUCGCCAUAUUUAUGAUGCAUCUAAGCAAAUCAGUGCUGCCAUUUCACCUGAUCAAAACAAGCAUGCAUUCAAGGAAGUGGUCAUCAUUAGGCACCCAAGAAUUGGCGAAUAUGCAUUUGGAUUUAUCACUUCAGAAGUUCUACUUCAGGGUUAUUCUAGUGAAGAACAGAUGUACUGUGUUUAUGUUCCGACCAACCAUCUCUAUAUUGGUGACAUAUUUCUGGUCAGCUCAAGUGACGUGAUUAGACCGAACAUGUCUGUUCGCGAAGGCAUUGAAAUUGUUGUCUCUGUGGGCACGACGAUGCCUCAAGUGCUAUCGAUUCUGGAAACUGAGCCAAACCACUUGAACAGGAUCAGAUCCACCCGAAGCUGA